Messenger RNA from Trichomonas vaginalis G3, 1398 nucleotides. RefSeq names its product phage tail repeat-like family. The record is from RefSeq and is a predicted model, not a curated record. The transcript has a single exon. Lineage: Eukaryota; Parabasalia; Trichomonadida; Trichomonadidae. The coding region runs from base 1 to 1398 and encodes 465 amino acids.
AUGUCAAAUGAAACAGCGUCUAUGAGAGAAAUACAACACAACCGACAACUCAUUAUGCAAGCUCUAAAUAAGAACACAACAAACUUUUCAAACUAUUCUAAGAUAUCUGAGUCAUUGAAGGAAGGAAACUUAAAACUGACAUUAAACCCAAUGACAGAUGAGUUUCUGUUUCAAGACAAUAAGAACCAUACUGUCUGUAUAAAUCCAACAAAAGGAACUUUAAACGAGAAACCUAUAAAUGAACUUCUUUUGAAAGCAGAUGUUGACAACAAAGCUGACAAAGAAUAUGUAGACGAUGCAAUAGCAAAAGAAGAAGAAAGAGCUAACAAUGCUUAUGCAACAAAAGAACAUACUCAUCCUGAACUAGCAGACAAAACAUAUGUUGACAAUAAAAUGUCAAGUGAAGUGACAAGAGCUGAAAACGAAUAUUCUAAAAAGACUCAUACACAUUCUAUAUCUGAAAUAACAGACUUACAAGAAACCUUAAACAGGAAAAGUGCCGUUGGACAUACACAUACCAUUGCAAAUAUUACAAACUUACAAGAAACCUUAAACAGGAAAAGUGCCGUUGGACAUACACAUUCUAUAUCUGAAAUAACAAACUUACAAGAAACCUUAAACAGGAAAAGUGCCGUUGGACAUACACAUUCUAUAUCUGAAAUAACAGACUUAAACGUUAGCCUUGAAAAGAAAGCAGACAAGAACCAUACACAUACAAGUUUUACAACUGUUGCUAUAGAAAGUAUUGAAGGAACGGUUGAAGAAACUGGUGGGGAUGCAAUAUAUUGUAAACCUCCUAACUUUCCACAAGGUUUAACAUCGGAUGACGACAUAACGACGAUGAGAAACAUUAGAUGUAAAGAUGUUUAUGUCAUGAAGGAUGAACAUAAUAUUAAAUUCACUGCUCAAGAUUUAUAUGACAAGAAAGCAGACAAAACAGAGCUUCAAACAUUAAAGACAGAAAUGCUUCAAACAUUAUAUCCUAUAGGCUCUAUUUAUACGUCAAUGAACUCUACCAGACCAGAAGUAGUACUUGGUUUUGGAACUUGGACUCAAAUAGUCGACAGGUUUUUGUAUUGUGCAAACUCUUCAAAGGAAACAGGUGGAAGUAAAACGAUUUCAGGUGAAAAUUUACCUGCACACAGUCAUUACAUAGAUUUAAGUACAUCUCAAGCAGGUUGGCAUAAGCAUAGAUAUUGGGAUUGGCACAGCUUGACAAAAGGUAAAGGAUAUGAUGUUAAAGACAACGUUAAGUUUGCUAUAGAUUGUUACUGGAGUAACACUGAGGGAGGAGGAAACCAUACACAUAACGUUUCAGGAUAUACGCAAACAACGGGACAAAGUAAAGAAUACAUGCCACCUUACAUGACAGUUUACGCAUGGUAUAGAAUUGCUUAG